Molecule: messenger RNA, 1968 nt
Organism: Cuscuta epithymum
Lineage: Eukaryota; Viridiplantae; Streptophyta; Magnoliopsida; Solanales; Convolvulaceae
Source: the annotation of a GenBank genome assembly
AUAGAGGUGCAAAUCCUCAACACCUAGCUAGCUGGCUACUAUAACUGCGUUCCGAUGAUCCAUGUAUAUAUUCCAUCAGAUCAGAUCUCAUGAAUAACGUUUAUUCAUUAAUUAACAUCUAUCGUCACAGUUUAUUAAAAAUAGGAUAGCAGAUCGACGACCACUCCGGUCACUGCUCAGAUCAUCACCGGCCAACCUAACGCGCACAUAUAUAUAUAUCGAAAAGAAAUAUACAUAUAAAAUGGUUUUGUCAAAGGCAACCGCCCGACCAGACGCCUCCGUCCACUCCUCCACCUUCGCCUCCAGAUAUGUCCGCACUUCGCUUCCCCGGUUUGAGAUGGCAGGGGAAUCGAUCCCGAAGGAAGCGGCGUAUCAGAUCAUCAACGACGAGCUGAUGCUGGACGGGAACCCGAGGCUGAACCUGGCGUCCUUCGUGACGACGUGGAUGGAGCCGGAGUGUGACAAGCUCAUCAUGGCCUCCAUCAACAAGAACUACGUCGACAUGGACGAAUACCCCGUCACCACUGAGCUCCAGAACCGAUGCGUCAACAUCAUCGCCCAUCUCUUCCACGCGCCGCUCGGUGACGGAGAGGCCGCCGUCGGUGUCGGCACCGUCGGCUCCUCCGAGGCCAUCAUGCUCGCCGGCUUGGCCUUCAAGCGCAAGUGGCAGAACAAGAUGAAAGCCCAGGGCAAGCCCACCGACAAACCUAACAUUGUUACCGGUGCCAACGUUCAGGUGUGUUGGGAGAAAUUUGCACGGUAUUUUGAAGUGGAGUUGAAAGAGGUGAAGUUGAGAGACGGGUACUAUGUGAUGGAGCCGGAGAAAGCGGUGGAAAUGGUGGACGAGAACACGAUAUGCGUGGCGGCGAUCCUGGGGUCAACGCUGAACGGAGAGUUCGAGGACGUGAAGCUGCUGAACGACCUGCUGGUGGAGAAGAACAAAGAGACGGGGUGGGAGACCCCAAUCCACGUGGAUGCAGCCAGCGGCGGCUUCAUCGCGCCCUUCAUCUAUCCGGAGCUGGAAUGGGACUUCCGGCUGCCGCUGGUGAAGAGCAUCAACGUGAGCGGCCACAAAUAUGGCCUGGUCUACGCUGGCAUCGGUUGGGUGAUCUGGAGGAGCAAGGACGACUUGCCCGACGAACUCAUCUUCCACAUCAAUUAUCUCGGUGCUGAUCAGCCUACUUUCACUCUCAACUUCUCCAAGGGUUCUAGCCAAGUAAUUGCUCAAUACUACCAACUAAUUCGAUUGGGUUUUGAGGGUUACAAGAAUAUAAUGGAGAAUUGCCAAGAGAAUGCAACAGUGUUGCGAGACGGACUGGAGAAAACGGGGAAGUUCAACAUUGUAUCCAAAGAGACAGGGGUGCCGCUGGUGGCCUUCUCUUUGAAAGACAGCAGCCGCUACACGGAGUUUGAGAUCUCCGACAUGCUGCGCCGCUACGGCUGGAUUGUUCCGGCCUACACCAUGCCUCCCGACGCGGAGCACGUCACCGUGCUUCGCGUCGUGGUCCGUGAAGACUUCUCACACACCUUGGCCGAACGCCUCGUCAAUGACAUCCAGAAAGUCAUCCACGAACUCGACACCCUUCCGGCUCGGGUUGGUGCCAAAAUCGCCGCCGCCGCCAAUGAUGACGACUCUCCGGCCCUUGACGUUCAGAAGAAAACUGAGCGUGAAGUUACUCUUGAGAUCACCGCGGCUUGGAAAAAGCUCGUCGCUGAUCGCAAGACCAUCAAGACUAACGGAGUUUGUUAGUACUCCAUAUAUCUUUCUACCUACACAUCUACAUACUAUACGUACGUUAAUUUAAUUUAAUACGGACUAUAUAUUGGACCAUAUAUAUACACACACGUACUAAUAAUACACCAUCCAUUAUGUAUGUACUCAAUAUUACUUUCAGGCUCUUAUAUUAUCUCUUUCUUUUCACUAAUUAAUAACUUUAUUAACUUUGCCAAAAAAAAACUUCAUUAACU